CGGAAGGGACUCUUUAAGCUAAUAUGUACAUCCGGUCUUGAGUCGCAGCGUGAUGUCCUUCAUUUAAACAUUUAAGAAAAUGUUUAUAUCGGACAGUUGUUCUGGAUUAUAAACUGUUUUCGGUUCGGAUGGGUUGUUCCGGGUUAGCCGACGGUGUAGACAUUUUAUUCGGGAUAAUCUGAGCAGUUAUGAUGUCCUUCUGGAGCCUGAGACCAGCGCUGACGAUGCUGAUUCAAGCAUCCCAGCUCAGCUCCUCCUGGACGGGGCCCCUCCUCUCCAGGACCAUGGCCACUCUCAACCAGAUGCAUCGACAGGGGAAGCCUAAAGUUCCCCCUAAAUCUGUGGGCGCCACAUAUGGCCGCCCACAACUCAAAGCGGUCAUCCUGAAGACGAUGAUCCGAAAGCCCAAGAAGCCCAACUCGGCCAACAGGAAGUGCGCCCGGGUGCGGCUCUCCAACGGAAAGGAAGCAGUGGUGUUCAUCCCUGGGGAGGGACACAACCUGCAGGAGCACAACGUGGUCCUGGUGCAGGGAGGGAGGACCCAGGACCUCCCUGGGGUCAAACUGACUGUUGUUAGAGGCAAAUAUGAUUGUGCUCAUGUAGUGAAGAAGAAGCAGUAGCCGUGACUGAUGCUGCUGCUUUCAUGGUGUGUUUGGGUAAUAAAAAUGUUUUUUUUUUACUAGUCCCUAAUUGGCAACAGAUGAUCAAUAAAAAAUAUUCCGUUAUGAA
Messenger RNA from Girardinichthys multiradiatus, 729 nucleotides. It is a transcript of the gene mrps12, whose product is annotated as mitochondrial ribosomal protein S12. The record is from RefSeq and is a predicted model, not a curated record. Gene Ontology annotation, cellular component: ribosome; small ribosomal subunit. Gene Ontology annotation, biological process: translation. Bases 189 to 620 code for a protein of 143 amino acids. The transcript has 3 exons. Lineage: Eukaryota; Metazoa; Chordata; Actinopteri; Cyprinodontiformes; Goodeidae. Gene Ontology annotation, molecular function: structural constituent of ribosome.